AGGAGAUCGAACCUGUCUUCAAGCUUAUGGUCGAUUACCUCCACGGUCCUGUCCAGCAUGACGCCUUCUUCCGCAAGUACGCUAGCAAGAAAUUCCUGAAGGCCUCCAUCGUCCUUCGCCAGUGGGCAAAGAAGUUCGCCCCCAUGUACCUUCACGACUGCGAUCGUGACGGAAGCGAGACCCCUCAAAUCUAGUCGUUUGAAGGUCCACUUCUUCCCAUGACUGCUUAUGGCUGUCCUCGAUGGCAGCCUCACCCAAGCACCAAAUGAUCAUCUUUGUCUCUUUUCACACAUGGUUUCGGCGUUCCUCGAAUUGCGGCAAUUUGCAUCGCAACUGGCAUGGCGUUCACGGCGUUCAAAGCGAUUCUCCAUUCUGGAUAAUGCCGUCAUCCUGCACCAGCUUCAUCACGUCCACACGCAACAACAAGACUCCCCAUUCACAUCAUCGCCUGUGCUUCUUUUCUCUUUCUUUCUUCCACGAACUCAACCCCAGACAUGGACGUUGUUCUUGGACACUAUGGCUCUCAUGCUGUUGCACUGCAAGAUCCUCUUCCAGCAACAUGUCGCCACCGUCAAGACAUACAACGGACCUCUACGCUUUUUAUGCUACAGCUCCUCGUCGCUCAUGCGUUGCUGGGAAACUGUAGAACGAUAUCCAUGGGAAGCCCGGAGUGAUGUACGGGAACAAGGGGAGGAACACUUGGAUGAGAAGGAGUGGUCAAAUUGUAUUGGUUGUUCUUCUACUGUAGUCCUUGUUCUUUUCUUCCAGAUUUGUACUAGUGCACAAGCAGUGACGAACUUGUUAAACUAAAGGGACAAUUGCAUCAUCUCAAUACCGCGUGCUCCAG
Aureobasidium pullulans EXF-150 is the source of this 847-nucleotide messenger RNA. RefSeq lists its product as uncharacterized. The transcript has 3 exons. Bases 229 to 810 code for a protein of 193 amino acids. The record is from RefSeq and is a predicted model, not a curated record. NCBI's taxonomy places the organism in Eukaryota, Fungi, Ascomycota, Dothideomycetes, Dothideales, Saccotheciaceae.